ACAGACAGUAUGUAUUUGGGACAAAACAAAGAAGUAAAAAGAAUAUAUGGACAUCGUCUUGAUUUGUUUGUAAACGUUUUGAACUUGUUUAUACGAGAGUGCAAGUAGCAAACAUGCUGUUAUACUUGGCAUUUAUCACAGCAACAUUAACGGUGCUUGUCCAGUGUCACGAUUGUAAAGAUUAUGACCUAUCCGCAUCUGACCAGUCUUUGGUAGAUAUGAUGAAACAUUACCUCCAUACCUCUAGAAAAGAGGAAUGCCCUCCUGGAGGAAAAUCAUCUACAUCGGGUGUGACAUAUGUACGCUGGGGAAAGAAAGGAUGCCCAAAUGGAGUAGACAUGAUCUAUACAGGACAAGUUGGUGGUAAUUAUUAUUCAAACAAAGGAGGAUGUGUCAACUAUUUAUGCUUACCAAAUGACCCAGAAAACGGAGAUGCUCUCUCAAGUGAUAAUGGCCAGUUAUAUGGUACCGAAUAUGAGACUGCAGGGUCACAUAAACCAUCAGGAAUGAAAGAUAUGCGCCAAAAGGAGGUACCAUGUGCUGUAUGCCACCAAAGAAAAAGAUCAGUUCUCCUGAUGAUACCAGCCAGAAAAACAUGCUACAAGGGCUGGACAUCCGAAUACAGUGGCUAUCUUCUGACAGAUCAUAAGACUUACAGCAGUAAGGAAUAUUUAUGUGUAGACAAAAAUGCCGAACCUCUCGACAAUAAAACUGGAAAUGAAGAUGGGGCUUUACUUUAUGGAAUCAGUGCCAAAUGUGGCAGUUUGAGGUGUCCUCCAUACAAAGAUGCAACAGAUGUUCGAUGCGUUGUUUGUACGAAAUAGUUAAUUAAAGCAAUAUUAAAGCUA
Mytilus californianus (California mussel) is the source of this 848-nucleotide messenger RNA. RefSeq names its product short-chain collagen C4-like. The coding region runs from base 114 to 824 and encodes 236 amino acids. The record is from RefSeq and is a predicted model, not a curated record. The transcript has 6 exons. Lineage: Eukaryota; Metazoa; Mollusca; Bivalvia; Mytilida; Mytilidae.